This is a messenger RNA of Penicillium egyptiacum, 855 nucleotides long. NCBI's taxonomy places the organism in Eukaryota, Fungi, Ascomycota, Eurotiomycetes, Eurotiales, Aspergillaceae. The record is from the annotation of a GenBank genome assembly.
AUGUCCUCAUCAUUCAAGCGCUCAAUUCUUAUUACUGGGGAUGCGCGUCUUUGCAACUGCUCGGUCAACCAGUCGCUUUCCCAGCUAGAAGCAAAAGGUAUCGAGGUACUUCCGCUAGAUGUGACGAGUGCGGAGAGCAUUGCUACGCUGCAGGCCGAGAUUUCCAAGCGGUCCGGAGGGAAACUGGACAUGCUGCUUAACAAUGCUGGCAUGAUGUACGAAGCCCCAGCGAUCGAAGCCGAUCGCGAGAACGUUCGUAGAAUGUUCAACGCCAACGUUUUCGGGUUGUUCGACAUGGUAACGGCCUUUGUCCCUCUUCUUCUAGCCUCUGUGCCGGAUUCACAAGCCCCGCCUACCAUAAUCAACACGUCUUCGAUCCUUAGCCGUCUGCCAUUUCCCUUCGCUGCCGGUUACAAUGCCUCCAAAGCAGCUGUUGCUUCCUACUCUGACACUAUCCGGGUUGAGUUGGCCCCUCUUGGAAUCAAAGUUGUGACAUUAUUUAUGGGUGAAGUUUCGACUGGCCUAAUGUCGGCCGACAAUAUCUCAUUCGGCCACGACAGCCUCUAUAGUGAUGUUGAAGGCAGCGUUCAAGAGAGAAGUAAACACCAUGGACAAACUAGUAUGAGAGCGGAGGAAUUUGCACGCCAAGUUGUCCAUGAAGUCAUUUCAAAGCCCGCAGCAGGCAAGGGUGAAUUCUUGUGGAAGGGCACAAAUGCCUCGUUGGUUUGGUUUCUUAAUGCAGUGGGGUGGAGGACGGUCUUUGAUGGAACAAUGAUGUCUGGGGUAGGACUGGACAAAAAGGAGAUCAAGAAGUCUAUUUUUGAUAAGGGUCAGCAUUGGGAAAAGCGAGAUUGA